GAUAAAUUGUGUCAACGGGGAGUAUGGCUCUGCUUGCAGGUCAGGGGUGCGGGUAAAAGUUUUCCGUAACUACCUGAAACUGUUAAAAGUGGCUCUUAAACGCUUUCAGGCGUUUGUUUUAUGCGAUACGCUAUCGCAAAGAUCUCUUGUUAACAGAAUUUACAGCCAGCCGGACUGCGCUGACACUGACAGCUGGAAAGUAAACAGCUCGAUCAGCUAACAGAAGCUAGCUCCUCUAUAACCGCCACUAGGUUAGCUGAGCUGGUAAACCGUCGAGAGCAAGCUAACGUUAGCCGGCUAACCUGUGAGUGUAUUUGGUGGCGUUAAAUUACAUCACCAGGACUUGCCAGCACCCUCCCAUCCUAAUUUUUGUCAAACUGCUCCGACGAAGGAUUGCCACAACAGCAUUUUCCAUUCAUGUUGUUUAAGAGGACGAGACUAGCAAACCGUCUCUUCUUCGAGCCAGGGAGUCAGUGUGUGUCGCCCCAGCUGAAAAGGUGAAAGUCACCGGUCCUUACCCCAGACAGAGAGGUGCCAACAGAGGGACAGGAUGCCUAUUCCUCCCCCUCCCCCUCCUCCCCCAGGACCCCCGCCUCCACCCACCUUCAAUGAGGCGAACACGACUCCUCCCAAACUGAAUGCAUCCGAGGCUAAAGGCAGAGGAGCGCUGCUGUCAGACAUUUGCAAAGGCACCAAGCUAAAGAAGGUCAACGCGGUCAAUGACCGAAGCGCUCCGGUUCUAGAAAAAUCAGGAGGUGGUGGUGGUGGUGGUGGAGGAGGAGGAGGCGGCGGAGGAGGAGGUUUUGGAGGCGGAGGGCCAAUGGGAAUGGGAGGCCUUUUCCAAGGAGGUGUGCCAAAAUUACGCCCAGUUGGAGAUGGUUCAGUUGGUGGUUCAGUGGGCAGAUCCGCCCUGCGGCCCCCGGUGUCCCGGCCUGCAGCACCUCGCCCCCCAACAGGCCGCUCCAGCUCGCCCUCCCCACCCAACAAGCCUUCUCCGUCAGAGCAGCGCUCCCACCGCCCGUCGCUGCCCGACAUCUCCCGCCCCUCCAGCAGCAGCAGCAGCUCAUCCACAGGAAGUGGGAUGAAACACAGCACUUCCGCCCCGCCUCCUCCUCCACCCUUCAACAGAGGUGGUCGUGGCAAUGCUCCACCUACCCCCAAUCAGAAAGCAUCAUCAUCCUCCUCUCACAACAGAGAGAAGCCCCUUCCACCCACACCCAACAGAGGCCACACCCCUUCCAGCUCCGUGAAGCCACCUCCAUCUUCCAGCAGACCGCCAACAGGUGGCUCUUCUGCUCCUCCACCUCCCCCGCCAUACAGACCGCACACAUCGGGCGGCGUCUCCAACGGACCGUCCCAUGUAGACGGGGGCGGGGCUCCGGAACUGCCACAGAGGCACAACUCCCUGCACAAAAAACACACAUCUGGAGGACGCAGCCAUGCUCCACCCCCACCUCCUUCAUUGUCUCCAUCCUCCCAGCAGGGCAGCAGACCACCACCACCUGCCAGAGAGCCUCCUGGACGCAGAGCAGCUCCCCAGGUGCCCCCUCUCGGGUCUCGUAACGGUGGUCGAGACGCCCCUCCUCCCCCGCCUCCAUACCGCGUCCACAGCUCUGUGACCUCAGAGCCCCACAGCCGAGUGGGCAAACCGCCUCCACCUCCCUCCUCUUCCUCCGUCUCAUCAUCAUCCUCCUCCUCCCGAACCCCAGCUGGACCCCCUCCACCGCCCCCUCCCAUCCGGAACGGCCACUCCUCCAUCUCCUCCUCCAAGUCCAUCAUAGAUGAUUUUGAAUCCAAGUUCAACUUCCACCCGAUUGAGGACCUUCCACCUCCAGAGGAGUACAGGCAUUUCAACAAGGUCUACCCCAGCAAAAACAACAAGGCUAUGAUGAGAGGAGCUCCUCCAGCACCGCCAGUGGGGAGGUGAACGGAUCUCAGCUCAGGACUUGAACUCUCAGUCAGCCGACUCCAUGGAUGGUCGGUGGGAAUUGGGGGGGUAGUGGUGGAGAAGCACUCAAAUCACAAACACACUACAACACACACACACAAACACACUAACACUAAACCACCAGCUGGAAGCACAGUGAAGGUAAACACUACUACACCACGCAGGUUCGACACGACUCAGCAGUCACCUUCUUUCUUUGCACAAGAGAACAGAAAACCACUCGGUGGCGAGAACCAGACUCGACCUCUCUGACUGUGACCACCUCGACUUCUCCUCUGCUGACGGGACGUCGAGGCUUCCGUUUGACACGACAUAUCAGGACCAAACUCCGAACACUUCCAAAUCUGUGCAUUCCAUCAUUUUUUUAAUGCAUAUAGUGAUUUUCAUAAUUCUGAAUAACAUCUUUUAUUUUCUUUGAUGUUAUUAUUUUGGUGUCAGCAGAAAUUUGUGGGGUGGAAUUCAACACUACGAAUGGAAACUGAAUUUAUGUUUCCAGCAGAUUAAUUACACUUCCCACAGAACUGAUAAUGCCAUGAAUGUGGGGCUUAGUGAUUUUUUUUUGUUGUUUGUUUGUUUGUUUUUUGUCUUAAAUAGCCAUUCAAGCAGUGCCAGGUGAGGGUGCGUUUGAAUCAAAUCUCUGUGUCAGUGUGCCAAAAACAGGUGGAGUCAAAUGAACCGCACAGAGUGAGCACAGUUUUCCGUACUUGUUCUAUAUAUAAUUGACAUGUUUUAGAUUCUCUCUCUCAUCAUGGAUGCAUUUCUGGAAAGCUAUGACAGAAGCCUGCCUGGUUGUUUAUUGUUACAUUUACAGUGGGAAUAUUUCCUGCUUUUUUGUCCCCUCUACUUUCCUUUACUUGGGGCUGUUAAUAUUUCCAUCUUCAGGCAAUGCUGCGCGGCUUCUUCACUGCUAAACACUGUGCACGACAUUUAUUUACGCACUUGUGGUAACAGAAGUCUAUGUGACAACAAUCUCGAAGAAGAGGGACCCAUCCCUACUUGUUCCUAGUGUGUCUGACAAACUGUAGUUCACAUAGCCAGCAUCCUAUUCCAAUGAUUCCUGUGUGGUUCCACAGUGGAGGCCAACACUAAAUUACUGUUUGUUUACUGGACCAAUUGUACAUGAUUUAGUUGCAGGUUUGCAGUGCAGAGUUUUGGAGGUGUUUAUAAGGGAUCAUUUAUCAGUUUUCUGUCCAGGGAAGUCAGUCUAAAAGCUCAACUCUGUUCUGAGUCCAUCAUUUUACUUUUGCUGCUGGUGGCCCUUUUUAUAGAAGGACUGUUCAGCCAGAGAAAGACAAUAUAUUGAUUAAUUGCUAUGCAAGGGGCAGUUUGUACAGAUUGUAGUUGGUAGCAGCUAACCAAAAAAAACAAAAAAAAAAACACUUAAGUGCCAGAGAACCAGUUAAGCAGAUGGAGGUUCCUUACUACACUUUUCAUUACGCUUGAAUUAAAACACUAAUUACGUCAUAGUCAAACUAAGAUGCCAUGCAGGAGGAAUGAACAGAGAGAAAAGCCUGUUCUGGUCAGAUUCUUCAUUCUCAGUGAUACAGCGCCUCCUGCUGGACCUUGCCUUACACAAAUCUGUUGUCACUCUCAUCGGUACCAGUGCUUUUUAUUUUAUUUUUGUUUUUUUUUUAGGGGAAGAUGAUGACAACAAGGUAAAUAAGAAACAAGUUUAUUUGAAAAUGCAAUAAAUAUUGUAUAUUUACAUUAAGGAAUAUGGUAAUCAUAGUUAAUGAUCUAUUUUUAUGUUGUAAAAAGCUUGUAAUAUAGGAAAGAGAAAUGAUUAUAACAGUGUUCCAGUCAAUGAGCUUUGGUCUGAUAGAGCAGACUCUGUAGCACUUCUCUGGAUGUUUGGCCAUAAGGGUGAAUUAGAUGAAUGGAUGUGUGAGGUUUUUCCAACGAGCCAAUGUUUUGGGGAUCCUGUUUGUAAAGAGCGGGUACUGUAUUUAAGGUGGGUCUGGUUGGCAGAUGACAGCGACAACGCAAAAAAAACAACAAAUGGAACUACACUUCUUGUCCUGGAUGUAUGCUCACCUUGUCACACAGGUGUCCCAAUACCUUUGUCUCCUCCUGUUCUCACCUUGUCCACUCUAAGAGCAAAAUCCCUGUGGUCAUUUCAUGUUAAUCAACCAUGUUUUUAUCAUUUGAAAUAAUUUCAAAUAAAUAUGGGGAAAAAGGGUA
Molecule: messenger RNA, 4129 nt
Organism: Chelmon rostratus (copperband butterflyfish)
Lineage: Eukaryota; Metazoa; Chordata; Actinopteri; Chaetodontiformes; Chaetodontidae
Gene: wipf2a
Product: WAS/WASL interacting protein family, member 2a
Exons: 8
Coding region: 551-1927 (458 amino acids)
Molecular function (GO): actin binding
Source: RefSeq, a predicted model, not a curated record